Molecule: messenger RNA, 2793 nt
Organism: Sparassis crispa
Lineage: Eukaryota; Fungi; Basidiomycota; Agaricomycetes; Polyporales; Sparassidaceae
Exons: 10
Coding region: 1-2793 (930 amino acids)
Biological process (GO): nucleolar large rRNA transcription by RNA polymerase I
Cellular component (GO): RNA polymerase I core factor complex
Molecular function (GO): RNA polymerase I general transcription initiation factor binding; RNA polymerase I transcription regulatory region sequence-specific DNA binding
Source: RefSeq, a predicted model, not a curated record
AUGUCCUCAGAAAGUGUCGUAGAUCGUUGGCCAUCUGAUGAAACGAAGACGAGCGUAACUAUUGUCCGUCAGAAGGGAAAGAAGACAGUAAAGGAGAGUCCAUGGAGAUACCCUUCCGUUGAGCCUGGAUCUUUAACGUCGGCAACCUUGCGGCGCUAUGCGGAUCGCCUUCACUGGUCAUUUCUAUGUGAGAAAAAUUCCGGGCGCAGGCUCUUCUCAAAGCAGGACCCGAUCGAAGUUUUCCCCCAGACGCAGCAGCACCUCUCGAAUGUAUCAGACCUAUCUGUCGCUCAACGAGCAGAACAAGGAGCACAUUUUUUGCGGACAUAUUACCCAGAUGUUGACAUUCCCUCUGAACUUAUCAGAGACGAGAUAGCUGCAGAUGCCGGAGCUUUUCACGAACUGCGUAAAUUUGACCCUCUUGCGGGAAGUAUGCUAGAAGUGUUUUCUCUCUACACUGGGAAUCGCGAAGAGGGUACAUAUUUAGCGUUCCCCAUGGGUGAGUCAUACUGCGAUUUAAACGUAUCUCCGCUUAUAUUUACUCAGAGAGAUCAUAUUUCGCUGAGAAGCUCUGCGAAGCCUAUAAAGUCCUUUCAAACUCCCAUACAGCAAAUCUUGUCCCCUGCACCGUCAACCGAGGGCGAAAGAUCCGAGACUGUUCUGGGUGUCAGAACCUAUGCUGCAACAAGUUUACUCCAGGUGAAGCCCAUGGGGGACAGCCGAUCGGCUGCUGUACAGAUGCACGAGCUAGCGGUAGUCGCUAGAUCGGAUGUUGGCGACAAGUUACUUAUGGACAUGACACUUCCAACUACGUCCACCAGACACGGUUCACUACUACUUGUCAACCAGGAGGGCACCGUCUAUCAAUGCAGUGUUCCGCGGGGUCAAAAAUUCAUCGAACGAUUAUAUACUCAACCGACGUCGUCUCAAGCUGAUCCUCAGGAACAAUACUGGAGAAUAGGAACUUGGAAGGAUAAUUAUAGUUGUUUGCUCAUGGGUAGGAAAUAUGCUGAACACCUGGAUCUCAGGGCGCACGAUAGCUCCUCUGUACUUUAUCAUGCCUCAAAUGCAGAAGACUUCCUUAUUUCCAUCGAAGGUCGAUCAGAAGACCAUGUGGUACGCCUUGUAACAAGUGAUGAAGUCGUCUGGAUAGAUGAGCGGCGUCCCGGCACGCCAUUGCUUGGGAUGAAGCACGGGAGAGGUUCUGACAGAACGCUCACUACAUAUACCCGACUGCUAAUGCAAUCUCCUCUGACCUUCCUUACCUCACGUUGUAAUGGAUUAGUGACGGUCUACGAUGUCUCGGGCACAGACCACAAUCUGGUAUAUGUGAACGUUCCACCAUACUGCCUGCCUCCAGUCCGCACUCCCGAUGGCCGCUAUCUCGGACAUGCCUUCGUUCAGCAUCCAGCGGACACCAAUGACGGAGACAUCAGCGUCAUGCAGCUCAGUGAAAGUGGUAGUAUUAGUCUCCUCAACCUCGAAUUAUCUCCCACCGGUGAAGCCGGCGACGUCACUCGUAUUGACAACCAGAGGGUAGAGUGGCCUGUAGAUGUCCUGAAUUUGGAAGCACAGGUGAAGACUUCACGACCCAACAAUGGCCCCUUGGGAGCGCAAACUUUCAGCAAAGUCGACCUUCGACCUGCUUACAAAAGGAUUUUCCAUUUCAGCGAGGCAGAUUUGCCAGCAGGGGAUGGUGAAGCCGUGUAUCAAAUUUUAGACAAGAUGCCCUCCUUCUUGCAAGAUUCUGAUGUGCCCGUUGAACACAUCCUGACUACAUAUGACAUUUCGUUACGUUCGGGUGCCCAUCCACUUCAGGCCACCAGAAGUGACAUCUUGACAGAAAGUGCUAUGAACUCUGUUCGUGGUUACCGUGCAUUGGUGCAAGAUCGCAUUCCGGUCAAACAGCUCGCCAAGUCUUCACGUUGGCAUAUGAACAUCGCACCGUUUUUGCAUCAUUUCAUUCCCGACAUGGAAGAGCACCUGGAAAAGACAGUCGAUCGUCUCAAGCAGUAUAAUCUUGAUUCUGACACAGAUCGGCCUGCCGUAUCCUAUCGAAGAGAGUCUGAAUCUCGGGAGCAGCUCUUGCUUGACUUGUCCCUGUCGUCAAACGUAUUCGCCCCCCAUCCCUUUAUGCGAGCGGGUGAGCCGAAGGAUGGAAUAGAUCCCAACUUGGACAACGUUCUGGAAACGAUGUCCCGUGCUACGGAGGCCAUGUCACUUCAAGAUGCAGAGCCACCUCCAGUAACAUUUGGAUUCCUGCGCCCUGUCGACAAGCGAUCUGUCGAAUAUUAUACCAGGGGGAAGACAGAACGGACUCCGGCAGAAUCGUCUCGGGAUCUUCCGUUGUCACUCGGUGUGCGGCUGCUGCUGAAGGAUUGGGAUAUCGGCGCAGAUCCUGACACAUUCAGCUACCAUGAUCUCUACGAGAUCUCCAAUGGUGUUCCCAAGGUGCAGCAGCGCCGAACGAGAUAUAAGCCGGAGGUCGCUCAACCUCUCAUGGAAGAUUUGGGUAUACAGUCCCAGCGGCCGCCUCCAGUCCUUGCAUCCUCUGCAAUGGCACCUUUCGCCAUCGCCACAAGUCACCAAUCCCUUGUUACGCGGAAACCACUCACUGGUGCCCGCUCACAAGAAGUCAUACUCGGUGGCAGUCAACCCGAGGAGGGUGGCUGGAAUGCACCUCCCUCGUCUCAGAACUUCAUGACGAGCACUCAGGUGCUUCCCGGUCCUCACGGUGGACGACCGCUUCCAGCGAAGAAAAAACUCGCCAAGAAGCGGAUAGGCGGAUUUUGA